AUGGCCGAUACUGAAGAGAAGAAGACCCAAGAAGAAGUUGAAGCUUCCCCCGAUGUGCACUUUGAGCCUGUUGUCAAGCUCGAAGCCGUUGAUGUCAAGACCUUUGAAGAAGAUGAGGAUGUUUUGUUCAAAAUGCGCGCAAAGCUUUUCCGUUACGACAAACAAUUGAAAGAAUGGAAGGAGCGUGGUACUGGUGAUGUCAAAUUCCUGCAACAUAAGGAAAACAAAAAGGUGCGCUUGUUGAUGCGUCGUGACAAGACUCACAAAGUGUGCGCCAACCAUUCGGUGACCAGCGACAUGUCGCUUUCUCCCAACGUCGGUUCAGACCGUUCGUGGGUGUGGAAUGUUCUUGCCGAUGUCUCCGAUGGUGAGGCUAAGGCUGAAACUUUGGCUAUUCGUUUCGCCAACUCGGAUAACGCCAAUCAGUUCAAGGAGAAGUUUGAAGAAGUUCAAAAGAUGAACAUUGAGCUUCUCAAGAAGGAAGCUGGCGACGACAAGAAGGAGGAAAAGAAGGAAGAGAAGAAGGAAGAUGCCUAA
This is a messenger RNA of Zychaea mexicana, 537 nucleotides long. Its product is annotated as RanBP1 domain-containing protein. NCBI's taxonomy places the organism in Eukaryota, Fungi, Mucoromycota, Mucoromycetes, Mucorales, Lichtheimiaceae. The coding region runs from base 1 to 537 and encodes 178 amino acids. Gene Ontology annotation, biological process: nucleocytoplasmic transport. Gene Ontology annotation, molecular function: GTPase activator activity. Gene Ontology annotation, cellular component: cytoplasm; nuclear pore. The transcript is spliced from 3 exons. The record is from RefSeq and is a predicted model, not a curated record.